CCCCUUGUCCUUCCCCCCUGACGAGCGACUCUUCUGGGGCUGGAGUCUCCCGCACAACACCGCUCACUGACAGCUGUGACUGACUCACCACCGCAGGGGGAAAAGAUGGAGCACAGAGACAACGGCUUCAACAUCUUGCUGGCCACCGACUCCUACAAGGUAACGCAUUACAAACAGUAUCCUCCCAACACGAGUAAAGUGUACUCCUACUUCGAGUGCCGUGAGACGAGGACGGACCCAGCCAAGAGCAGAAAAGUCAAAUAUGACAAAACCGUCUUCUACGGCCUGCAGUACAUCCUCUUUAAGUACCUGAAAGGAAAGGUUGUGACUCCGGCGAAGAUCCAGGAGGCAAAGGAGGUUUACAGAGAACACUUCCAGGAUGACGUUUUCAACGAGAAAGGCUGGACUUACAUUUUGGAGAAAUACAAUGGACACCUGCCCAUCGAAAUCAAGGCGGUACCAGAGGGCAGUGUGAUUCCCCGAGGCAACGUCUUGUUCACUGUUGAGAGCACAGAUCCUGAGUGCUACUGGCUCACUAACUGGGUGGAGACAAUCCUGGUUCAGAUCUGGUAUCCCAUCACUGUGGCAACCAACUCCAGAGAGCAGAAGAAGAUCCUGGCCAAGUACCUCUUAGAGACGUCUGGGAACCUGGAGAGACUCGAGUAUAAACUACAUGACUUUGGCUACAGGGGCGUCUCAUCCCAAGAGACUGCAGGCAUAGGGGCCUCAGCCCAUCUGGUGAACUUCAAGGGCACCGACACGGUCGCGGGCAUCGGAGUCAUUAAGAAGUUCUACGGCACCAAGGACCCUGUGCCAGGCUUCUCAGUGCCUGCUGCAGAACACAGCACCAUCACAGCGUGGGGAAAGGACCAUGAGAAAGACGCCUUUGAGCACAUCAUCACGCAGUUCCCCAACGUGCCCGUGUCCAUAGUCAGCGACAGCUAUGACAUCUACAAUGCCUGCGAGAAGAUCUGGGGAGAAGACCUGCGGAGUCUGAUAGUGAAGCGCAGCGCGGACGCUCCGCUGGUCGUUCGACCAGACUCAGGAGACCCACUCGAUACGGUUCUGAAGGUUUUGGAGAUCCUGGGUAAAAAGUUCCCCCCGACGGAGAACUCCAAAGGUUAUAAGGUUCUCCCUCCGUACAUCAGAGUCAUACAAGGAGACGGAGUUGACAUCAACACACUGCAAGAGAUCGUCGAGGGUAUGAAGCAGCACAGGUGGUCCAUCGAGAACAUCUCCUUCGGCUCCGGAGGGGCUCUGCUGCAGAAACUGACCAGAGAUCUGCUCAACUGCUCCUUCAAAUGCAGCUACGUGGUCACCAAUGGACUCGGGGUGAACGUGUUCAAGGAUCCAGUGGCAGACCCCAACAAGAGGUCAAAGAAAGGUCGUCUGUCUCUGCACCGGACGCAGAGCGGAGACUUUGUCACCAUGGAGGAGGGCAAGGGCGACCUGGAGGAGUACGGCGUGGACCUGCUGCACACAGUCUUCCAGAACGGGAAAAUUGUGAAGACGUACACAUUCGAUGAAGUCAGAGACAAUGCUAAGCUCAAGGAGAAGGAGCUUGAAGAGCUGCUGUUCUGAACAGCACCUCCAGGCCCCAAACCCAACCCCACCCUAAACCCAAUACAACCCCCGCCCCAUCCCACCCUUUCACCUUCUGGCCUCUGUCGUCACCCAAGAAAAAUGGAGGUAGCGUGCACUGCAAUUAGCCCCGCCCCCCCACUCCCAAAGCCCGAAAACUCCCUGAACAAUUUGAGGAACUUAACCUCCAUGUUCCGAAAAUGCUGUUGAUUGGUUGCCCGGUGGAGGGGGAGGGGGAGGGGUUUGUCGAAUUCUUGAUUAGCGGCGAACCCUCAUAUAUGUGUGACAUGUUAAAGUCAAGAAAGAGGAAAAUGUGUGUGAGGUACAGUAAGCGAUCUGAUUUCGAUGACAAGCCGCGAGUUCACAUCUCGAGCGGCUGCUGCCGUAUGGUUUGUGAUCGUGAGGCCGCCGAUAACGUGUCGGCAGACUUUUCCCUGUGUCGACACGAAAACCAAUAAAGUAAGAUUGUAGUUUUUCUUUCUGGAAUGAGCAGCUGCAUGAGCGGUGAGCGCACGGCGAGCCAAGUCUUAGAAUGCUCCUGACUGAAAAAUAAAUCCACACCCACAUCAACGACCUCGUCCCGUGUAUAGAAUUAAUUAGAAAAUAAAUCCAUGUCUGAAUCUACUCAGCUUUGUCUUUAAUGUGAAGGAUGCAGAGGAUGAUCAUGAAAUAUAACGGUGCACCUUUAACACCAUCUUACCGAUCACUUAAGCCUGGGCCACACUGAGCGCGUGUGCGGCGCUGAUCUGCUGCGUCCCGUGCACAUCUGUUGAGAAUCUCUGAUGUGACUACUUUAUUUCCCACUAAUAAAAGUCCCUAUAUAUAUACUCAACUAUAUGCCAGGUCCUGCAACAAUACCAAUAAAAACCUUAAAACAAAUGAAUAGCUUCAAACAACAGAAAAGUCUUUGAAAUGGGAACAGGAAGUGCGACAGAUAAUUAAGAUAAUCCCCCCCCCCC
Pleuronectes platessa (European plaice) is the source of this 2540-nucleotide messenger RNA. It is a transcript of the gene nampt1, whose product is annotated as nicotinamide phosphoribosyltransferase 1. Gene Ontology annotation, molecular function: nicotinamide phosphoribosyltransferase activity. The record is from RefSeq and is a predicted model, not a curated record. Gene Ontology annotation, biological process: NAD+ biosynthetic process. NCBI's taxonomy places the organism in Eukaryota, Metazoa, Chordata, Actinopteri, Pleuronectiformes, Pleuronectidae. Bases 106 to 1581 code for a protein of 491 amino acids. The transcript is spliced from 11 exons.